Gorilla gorilla gorilla (western lowland gorilla) is the source of this 5371-nucleotide messenger RNA. It is a transcript of the gene ARHGAP4, whose product is annotated as Rho GTPase activating protein 4. Gene Ontology annotation, biological process: signal transduction. NCBI's taxonomy places the organism in Eukaryota, Metazoa, Chordata, Mammalia, Primates, Hominidae. The coding region runs from base 1814 to 5020 and encodes 1068 amino acids. The transcript is spliced from 22 exons. Gene Ontology annotation, molecular function: protein binding. The record is from RefSeq and is a predicted model, not a curated record.
GUGGCCCAGGCUCCCACGGCGCCCGCGGCGCCCUUCUUCCGCCCCGGCCCGGCCCGUGGGACCCGGCCCGCCCUCUGCCGUCCGUCCCCGGCGGGCCCGAUGCCUGUCGGCCGCUCCCUCUGUCCCCAUGCGGGCAGGUCCGCGCCUUCUGCGGGCUGCCUGGCUUUUGGAUGCUUUGAAGGGGAACAAUGGAGCGAAGGAUAGAGCGAGCAGCGGGGGGCAGUUGCGUUCAGGGCCUUAAAUGCCAAACAAGUGCCCUAAAGGCCAGGGCCCAACACUCAGGCCCUAAAGUACGGGCUGAAUGGGGCAUCCUAGGAAUAGCUCUGGAGUGAAAAAAGGAGUGAAGAGAGCGUUUGAAGGCACCGGCUGAGGCCUUUCCUGCCUGCCUGAGGCCUUUCCUGCCUGCCCUGUGUCUGGCUCUGCUGGGUGGAGGGACCCAGCAGACUGGACCUUUGGGGACCAGUCAGGGCUCGGAUGGACGGGCAAGAUGUGUUGGGGCCAGCUAGUGAGAGGCGGGGCUCCCUGGUUCCCCUUGGCCUGAGGCAGCGGUGGGACGUGUGAGUCUCCCGACCAGGAGCAGGUUGGAGUGUGGGUGCGGCUGUGCGCGCUGUGGGCAUGGGCGCAGGCUCUCUAGUCUCGCUGGAGGACUCGAACAUCGGUACUUCCGAGACCAGCUGCUGGAAGUCCAGGUCCUGGGUCUGGCUAGCUCCCAGGCCUUGAAGCCCCAGGUCCUGCAGACACACACAACGACGUGUUCGAGAAGGGCCUUGGUACUGGGAGAAGGGGGCGGGGAGCUGAGGGAGUGUUUUUUUCCUUCUGGGCAAGAAAAUUAAUUGCUCAUAGUUGAAAGGCAGGAAGUACCCGCACAGCCUCCCCUCCCCAGAUCUGCAGGUCAAGGUCAUGUGUGCCCGCAUUUGCACAGAGCCUGACUCUGACAUCCGUGCACACACACGCCUAGUACCCCUGCACUAGUGCCCCCACGCCCGCCUUCGGAACACACGCCUGGUGCCCAAGUGCCUUGCCUCUCUCCCCACAUCUAUACCCCAGGGAUUUCCCUCCCACCAAAUUGAAGCCAGUUGUCUGCUUGGCUUGUCAACCGCCUCCCGCCUCCUCCCGCCUCCCGCCUCCUGCCUUCCCGAUUUCCCGGAGAAAAGCUGCUGCCCUGUGGUAGAGGGUGGAGGAAAGCCCCACCACCCCUGGAUGAGGGAGGCCCCAAGACUUGCCCCCAGGGUAGCUAAGACCUCACUCCGAGGGAGCUGCCCCCCUCAGGCCUAUGACGGGCAGGUGCAGCUGCAGGGGAAGGGAGGCAGAGCAGUCUCUUCCGGCAGCAGGAAGUGGUAACCGCCUAUGGGGAAAUUGUGGGGCUGAGCAGAAGGGGAACAGGAGCUGAACUCUCCUCCCCUACCAAGGGGGCCUGGAGGGAACGGCAGCCAGCUGCUGAGGUUCUGCUCUCUGGUGCUGACCUUCCUUCCCCCUCCCCUCUGAACUUCCCACCCCAGCUCUCAAGGCUCCCUGGGCCUCUCUGGGGGCUGACUUGGGAAGGGAGGACCCCAUCCGAUGUCUGGGGGAAGGAGGCAACCCAGGGGGAGUCCAGAGCCUGGGGCAGCAAUGGUGUUCAUGUCCAGUGGUACUGUGGGCCAGCGGCCCCGCUGUGAAUGGUACAGUCUGGCAGUGGUGACCAGGGACAGCCUUCUGGAGGUGGUGGGAUGGCAGCCUGGGAUGCUAGCUUACGUUGGGGCUCACACCUGCUCCGGCUGCUUGGCAGCGGGGCUUUGGGCACAAGGCAGCCUAGGUGCAGGCCCAAUGGGAGGGGAUGGCAAGGCCGGGGCACAGUGGGGCUGGAAGGGGCGCCCUGCCCCCCAGGAGCCCCUCGCGGGCAGUGCCAGCCCUGGGCCGCCCCGCCCCACCGGGAGCCGCGCUGGGGGCGGGGCUGGGCGGAGCCCGCGCAGGGUGCUGGCCGCAGCGCCCCCAAGUCCCGGCGCCGGCCCGCUCACGGCCGCGUGGGAGCAGUGGGGUUCGACGGCGCGGCCGCGAGGCCGCCAUGGCCGCUCACGGGAAGCUGCGGCGGGAGCGGGGGCUGCAGGCUGAGUAUGAGACGCAAGUCAAAGAGAUGCGCUGGCAGCUGAGCGAGCAGCUGCGCUGCCUGGAGCUGCAGGGCGAGCUGCGGCGGGAGUUGCUGCAGGAACUGGCAGAGUUCAUGCGACGCCGCGCUGAGGUGGAGCUGGAAUACUCCCGGGGCCUGGAAAAGCUGGCCGAGCGCUUCUCCAGCCGUGGAGGCCGCCUGGGGAGCAGCCGGGAGCACCAAAGCUUCAGGAAGGAGCCGUCCCUCCUGUCGCCCUUGCACUGCUGGGCGGUGCUGCUGCAGCACACGCGGCAGCAGAGCCGGGAGAGCGCGGCCCUGAGUGAGGUGCUGGCCGGGCCCCUGGCCCAGCGCCUGAGUCACAUUGCAGAGGACGUGGGGCGCCUGGUCAAGAAGAGCAGGGAUCUGGAGCAGCAGCUGCAGGAUGAGCUCCUGGAGGUGGUCUCAGAGCUCCAGACGGCCAAGAAGACGUACCAGGCAUAUCACAUGGAGAGCGUGAAUGCCGAGGCCAAGCUCCGGGAGGCCGAGCGGCAGGAGGAGAAGCGGGCAGGCCGGAGUGUCCCCACCACCACCGCUGGUGCCACUGAGGCAGGGCCCCUCCGCAAGAGCUCCCUCAAGAAGGGAGGGAGGCUGGUGGAGAAGCUCUGGCCCCCGCAGAGGCCUGUGGCCGCUUCCAGCUGUGCACCUGUGUGCUGGCUCCAAGCUGGGUUUCUGGUGCACCCUCCAUGGUGGGGUGCCAUGUGCGCACCUUCCACUCAUCAGCGGCAGGCCAAGUUCAUGGAGCACAAACUCAAGUGCACAAAGGCGCGCAACGAGUACCUGCUUAGCCUGGCCAGUGUCAACGCUGCUGUCAGUAACUACUACCUGCAUGACGUCUUGGACCUCAUGGACUGCUGUGACACAGGGUUCCACCUGGCCCUGGGGCAGGUGCUCCGGAGCUACACGGCAGCUGAGAGCCGCACCCAAGCCUCCCAAGUGCAGGGCCUGGGCAGCCUGGAAGAAGCUGUGGAGGCCCUGGAUCCUCCAGGGGACAAAGCCAAGGUUCUCGAGGUGCAUGCUACCGUCUUCUGUCCCCCGCUGCGCUUUGACUAUCACCCCCAUGAUGGGGAUGAGGUGGCUGAGAUCUGCGUUGAAAUGGAGCUGCGGGACGAGAUUCUGCCCAGAGCCCAGAACAUCCAGAGCCGCCUGGACCGACAGACCAUUGAGACGGAGGAGGUGAACAAGACUCUGAAGGCGACACUGCAGGCCCUGCUGGAGGUGGUGGCCUCGGAUGACGGGGAUGUGCUUGAUUCCUUCCAGACCAGCCCCUCCACCGAGUCCCUCAAGUCCACCAGCUCAGACCCAGGCAGCCGGCAGGCGGGCCGGAGGCGCGGCCAGCAGCAGGAGACCGAAACCUUCUACCUCACGAAGCUCCAGGAGUAUCUGAGUGGACGGAGCAUCCUCGCCAAGCUGCAGGCCAAGCACGAGAAGCUGCAGGAGGCCCUUCAGCGAGGUGACAAGGAGGAGCAGGAGGUGUCUUGGACCCAGUACACACAGAGAAAAUUCCAGAAGAGCCGCCACCCCCGCCCCAGCUCCCAGUAUAACCAGAGACUCUUUGGGGGAGACAUGGAGAAGUUUAUCCAGAGCUCAGGCCAGCCUGUGCCCCUGGUGGUGGAGAGCUGCAUUCGCUUCAUCAACCUCAACGGCCUGCAGCAUGAAGGCAUCUUCCGGGUAUCGGGUGCCCAGCUCCGGGUCUCAGAGAUCCGUGAUGCCUUCGAGAGAGGGGAGGACCCACUGGUGGAGGGCUGCACUGCCCACGACCUGGACUCGGUGGCCGGGGUACUGAAGCUCUACUUCCGGAGCCUGGAGCCCCCACUCUUCCCCCCAGACCUGUUCGGCGAGCUGCUGGCUUCUUCGGAGCUGGAGGCCACAGCGGAGAGGGUGGAGCAAGUGAGCCGCCUGCUGUGGCGGCUGCCCGCGCCGGUGCUGGUGGUUCUGCGCUACCUCUUCACCUUCCUCAACCACCUGGCCCAGUACAGCGAUGAGAACAUGAUGGACCCCUACAACCUGGCCGUGUGCUUCGGGCCCACGCUACUACCGGUGCCCGCUGGGCAGGACCCGGUGGCGCUGCAGGGCCGGGUGAACCAGCUGGUGCAGACGCUCAUAGUGCAGCCCGAUCGGGUCUUCCCGCCCCUGACCUCGCUGCCUGGCCCCGUCUACGAGAAGUGCAUGGCACCGCCUUCCGCCAGCUGCCUGGGGGACGCCCAGCUGGAGAGCCUGGGGGCGGACAAUGAGCCGGAGCUGGAAGCUGAGAUGCCCUCCCACAGCUUGGACCCCCUCUCCUCCCCAGACCUGGAGGGGGUCGUGGAGGCUGUGGCCUGCUUUGCCUACACGGGCCGCACAGCCCAGGAGCUGAGCUUCCGGCGGGGGGACGUACUGCGGCUGCACGAGAGGGCCUCGAGCGACUGGUGGCGGGGGGAGCACAACGGCAUGCGGGGCCUCAUCCCCCACAAGUAUAUCACGCUGCCCGUGGGGACGGAGAAGCAGGUGGUGGGCGCAGGGCUGCAGACUGCAGGGGAGUCUGGGAGCAGUCCCGAGGGCCUCCUGGCAUCAGAGCUGGUCCACCGGCCAGAGCCAUGCACCUCACCUGAGGCCAUGGGACCCUCUGGACACAGACGACGCUGCUUGGUCCCAGCCUCCCCAGAGCAACACGUGGAGGUGGAUAAGGCUGUGGCACAGAACAUGGACUCUGUGUUUAAGGAGCUCUUGGGAAAGACCUCUGUCCGCCAGGGCCUUGGGCCAGCAUCUACCACCUCUCCCAGUCCUGGGCCCCGAAGCCCAAAGGCACCGGCCAGCAGCCGCCUGGGCAGGAACAAAGGCUUCUCCCGGGGCCCUGGGGCCCCAGCCUCACCCUCAGCUUCCCACCCCCAGGGCCUAGACACGACCCCCAAGCCACACUGAGGUGCCGCUGCUGGAGAUGCGUGCCCCCGGCGGCUACCCGCUGGACCGGCCACUCUCCCCAGCCCCCUUGCUUCUCUCCAGCCCUGUCCAGCAAGUGCAGGGUGCCUGCACUUCACCCUGUGCAGAGAGGUGGGAUGGGGCCGUGCACACAGGGAUGCCCGCUCCACAUCCUGCCUGCCCCUCAGCCCUGGCCCAGGCCCCUUUUGGAGGCAGCUGAGGAAGGAUGCUGGGGAAAGCCCUCUUCUGCAGCUUUGUGGAAGGCUGAUCAGUGGCUGCUGGGUGGCGGGUACCCUUGCUCAGAUGCCUGGCAGGGCUGGGUGGUGAUUCAUAAAGACCUCGUGUUGAUUCCCC